AUGAUUAGAUCCAAGCUGAUGAGCUGGAGAGAAUACCUCACGCCUGUGACGCACGCGUCAACUUUCCAAACCACGGGCCAGAUUACCCCGGAAGAAUUCGUAGAAGCAGGGGAAUACUUGUGCCAUAUGUUUCCCACCUGGGAGUGGAAUCGGGCCACGAGCGCCGUUAGAGGUCGCGAUUUUCUUCCUCCCGAUAAACAGUUUUUGGUCACUCGCAAGGUGCCCUGCGCGAAACGUGCCGAAAAGCUAACCACAGUGGCAGUCGAUGAGGGAGACAAAUGGAACCAGGAGGGACUAAAAGAUGGCGACAGCGCCGAAGAUUGGGUGGUGGAAGGGGCAAAUACCGAAGUCGCUGGUACAAAUAAAGAUAACCGUGCUGGUCAAACCAAUCAUGUAGACAUUGAUGAAAUGCUACAAGACAUGGAGCUGGACCCUCAGGGCCAGAACCAGGAUGACUACGACGACGGCGUCGUCGAAGAUGACGACAUUGUGCUUCCUUCCGUGCCGAGCGAUACGCGGUACUACGAUCUCUACAUUGCUUAUUCCACCACUUAUCGGGUCCCUAAAUUGUAUCUCGUAGGGUUCAAUAACGAGGGUUUGCCGUUGAGCCCGCAGGAAAUGUUUCAAGAUAUUGCCCCCGACUACCGUUCCAAGACAGCCACAAUUGAAACGCUACCAUUUCUCAAUGCUCACGUGACCUCCGUUUCGAUUCAUCCGUGCAAGCAUGCGAAUGUGAUGCGAGUUUUGAUGGAGCGGAUCCGGGAGGUUAAGAGUCGCAAGCGUCGGGAGAGUAACAACACUAAAGCUGGUGUAGACACCGCCAAACCCACAGAUGACGAUUGGGAAGAUUUGCAAAACGAAGUCGACGGCGGUCUUCGCGUUGACCAAUACUUAGUGGUUUUCCUCAAGUUUAUCGCUAGUGUUACACCGGGAAUCGAGCAUGACUACACAAUGGAAGGAUGGUGA
Lachancea sp. 'fantastica' is the source of this 966-nucleotide messenger RNA. The record is from the annotation of a GenBank genome assembly. Lineage: Eukaryota; Fungi; Ascomycota; Saccharomycetes; Saccharomycetales; Saccharomycetaceae.